Messenger RNA from Oldenlandia corymbosa var. corymbosa, 3239 nucleotides. The record is from the annotation of a GenBank genome assembly. NCBI's taxonomy places the organism in Eukaryota, Viridiplantae, Streptophyta, Magnoliopsida, Gentianales, Rubiaceae.
AAAAAAAAAAAAAAAAAGAAAAAGAACACUUUUUUAACAAUUCUUCUUCCCAUACAGUUUUCCUCCGUCUCUGACAGACAAUCUCCAAAUUCCCGGAGCACCGCCCGCCAGCCCACCAGCCAUGGCGUUUCCCUACAUGGAAUCCGUCGUUUGUAAGCUUUCUCUCUCUAUCUUUUAAACCCUUAACCCUUUUUUUCCCCCUUCUUUAGCUGUUCAACCGCCCGGAUACAGUGACAAUUCUUUCCUAUUUUAUAGGGAGGGUUUUACUUUUACUUGUUUGUUUCAUAGAAAAAGAUUGAUACUUUACGCGUUUCGUAUUCAUGUUAUCUUUCGCGCCUUUUGUCACUGUGGUAGAUGAGUCGAGUUAUUGUGCAAUUGUAACUGGUUUUUUUGAUUGUUUUCUUCCCUGUUUUAUGGUCAGUUGGUGCCGGUUCUAGUGAUUUUACACCGCGAUAGGUUUAGUUUGUAGGGUUUUAGGUUUUGAGGUUUCUUGCUCUGGUAGAUUAGUUGUAAACUUGAUUUACAGUCUGCUUUUUGGGUUUUUCUUGGUCCCGUUUAUUGUAGUCUAAUCAAUGUAUGCCUAUUAUGAAUUUGGUUGCAAUACUCAGGCAUUGUUUGUGUUGAGCUAGGUUGUAAAUACUAGAUUGUAGUAAUGCUGGGGGAAUGAGAUAGACAGUUAAUAUGAAUGAUUUAUAUUUAGUUAUUAUGCUAAAUGAUGGUAAUUUUGCCACUGAACGUGCUUCUCUUGUUGUUGGUUUGUAUAAUUCCAUGAAUUUUACUCGUUAGUUAUCGGCUGCAGUUUCAUCGAUAGCAUUUAAAGCAACCAUUUUUUGUUGGUGUAUAAAUGAAGAUACAUGAUUAAAGACUAUGGUAAUCAUGGUUCUGCCCAUUUUAGGUACCACAUAUCUAAGCUUAUAUGUGUAGGUACGACUAGGAAGUUGUGAUGUAUUGUUAAUGAUUUUGUAAAACUAAAGUGUUUAUGAUUAUACUUUAUGAUGAAUUCCAUAGUGGGAUUUGGUGAUUCAUGGUUGGGACUAUGUGAAAGCACUUUGUUUGAUGCCAUGCAUGUGAACAUUAGCCUGCAUACACUUCUAACCAGUAAUGCAAGGUGGUGGAGCAGUUGUGAACUACUGAAUAGUCUCAUGAAAACUUCAAUUGUUGAUUGGAUAAGUUAAGCUCUUGCUUGCAAUAAUGUAUACCUUCUCACUCCCAAGUUUUCCCCUUUUUGGUUGAACUUGAGGAGUUGCACUGUUUUUUGGGGGGUAAUUGGACACAUGAUUCACUCUGCUUUAGUUUUCUAGCUUUACCGUGUGGAUACUUGCUGUUUUAAAGACUUAAAAGACAUCGGUCUCGGUCUCUCCACAGAGACAUUAUCAUGUGCCAUGUACAUGGGUUUCAUGAUAUUGGUGUACAUUUUUGAGAGCUAUCUGGAUUUGCGCCAACAUUCAGCUCUUAAGUUGCCUACACUGCCUAAACCUUUAGUGGGUUUAAUCAGCCAAGAGAAGUUUGAAAAAUCUCGAGCCUAUAGUCUUGACAAGAGCAUCUUCCAUUUUGUUCACGAGUUCGUGACAGUUCUAAUGGACUCUGCAAUUUUGUUCUUUGGAAUUUUACCUUGGUUCUGGAAGAAAUCUGGAGAAUAUCUGGUAUUUGCUGGCCUCAAUGCAGACAAUGAAAUUUUGCACACGCUUGCUUUUUUGGCUGGUGUUAUGUUCUGGUCGCAGAUUACCGAUUUACCAUUCUCUUUGUACUCAACAUUUGUAAUUGAGGCACGCCAUGGUUUCAACAAGCAAACAAUUGGGAUGUUCUUUAAAGACAUGCUUAAAGGAAUUGCUCUGGCUGUGGUGAUUGGCCCGCCCAUUGUUGCCGCCAUUAUUAUUAUUGUACAGAAAGGAGGUCCUUACCUGGCAACAUAUUUGUGGGCAUUCAUGUUUGUUCUUUCCAUUGUGAUGAUGACUCUGUAUCCUAUUUUGAUAGCCCCACUUUUCAACAAGUUUACACCACUUCCAGAUGGAGAGCUUAGAAGCAAAAUUGAGAGUCUUGCUUCCUCGCUGAAGUUUCCUUUGAAGAAGCUGUUCGUUGUUGAUGGGUCAACAAGAUCGAGCCACAGCAAUGCAUACAUGUAUGGCUUCUUCAAGAAUAAACGCAUUGUUCUUUAUGACACAUUGAUUCAGCAGUGCAAGAAUGAUGAGGAAGUUGUUGCUGUUAUUGCUCAUGAACUGGGGCACUGGAAAUUGAACCACACCAUGUAUUCUUUCAUUGCUGUCCAGAUCAUAACAUUCUUGCAAUUUGGAGGGUACACCCUUGUGAGGAACUCAAAGGAUUUAUUUCUGAGUUUUGGGUUUGAUACACAACCAGUUUUGAUAGGGCUUAUCAUAUUUCAGCACACUGUGAUACCUCUGCAGCACCUUGUUAGCCUUGGUCUUAACAUUAUCAGCCGAUCAUUUGAGUUCCAGGCUGAUGCCUUUGCUAAGAAGCUGGGCUAUGCUGCUUCCCUUCGAGCUGGCCUUGUUAAGUUGCAGGAGGAGAACUUGUCCGCCAUGAAUACUGAUCCUUGGUAUUCAGCUUAUCACUAUUCUCAUCCACCGCUUGUUGAAAGACUGGCAGCUAUUGAUCUACCAGAUAAGAAGGAAGACUGAAGUGGUUUGAAAUACUUGGAAGAAAAGUUUUUGAGUAUAGAGCAUUCUGUUGUCUUAGUUCCUUCAUCUGUCCUUGCAAGCUCUGGGGAUCACUAUUAUCAGUAGUUUUUCUUUUCACGCAAGUCGCCUUCUUGUUUCCAACAAUCACAACCAAAAUCAAAAAGCGGAGUAUAAGUAGGAGCAAGGAAAUUCAUUGACUAGGAGGAAAAACCCAGUACUUAUGCCUUAUAUAUUCGUCCGAACUGGGAUUUUCAGAAUUUUGAGUCAGUUUUCAUGGCCAAAACAGAGUUGUACGACACACUUGGGGUGGAUGGUGUAAUUUAACAAUGCCGGUGCCGAGAAAGUGUUUUGAUGCUCAGAUUCUGUUCCUUGUUUAAGAGCGUUGUAUCUGACCUUAAUUAGAUGCUCAUCUAAGUAACAGGUACGAUCAUGUUUGGAAGCUAUUAUCCUAAAUUUUUACAAGGCGACGCGCGGUUUAAGCUUUCCAUGAAAGCCUGUAUCUAAGAGAAGAAAGAAUGAGAGAAAUGUCUAUUUAUUGCUAUCUUAAAAUGAUUAAUUGAGUUUUAUACUAAUCUUCAAUGGAACAAAUGAAGUAAAAACAGG